ACCUUGCACUUUAGCUAAAAAAUAAUUUCUUGCAUUUCUCAAGCAGCAUCUGCUUUAAAAUUUGUUAAAAACAAUAAAAUUUAUUAAUUAAAACUCCAAAAAAUGGAUAAAAAUAGCGCUGCCUUAGUAAAGAAACUGCAAUCUGAAUUGGAGGCCUACCAAAACUUGCAAAAAACAUGUGUAAAAUUAGUGAAACAGCGUACAUUAUUGGAGAGUCAAUUAAAUGAAAACAAAUGCGUUUUGGAUGAACUAAAUCUAUUGGGACCCGAUAACAAAGUAUACAAACUAUAUGGCCCCGUAUUGGUUAAACAAGAAUUGGAAGAAUCACGACAAAAUGUGGGCAAACGUAUUGAGUACAUAUCGAAAGAGCUAAAAAGUUCCACUGAUACCUUAGACAAUGUUGAGAAGGAUAUGACUAAGCAUCGGGAGGCAGUGCAAAAGUUACAACAACAAUAUCAAGUAGCUGCCGCUAUGAAAUAAGAAAAUCGAACAUGUAUUUAAAAGAAAUAAAUUGUGUUAAUGCUUUAAGUCAGUAAUAAUAUGAAAAAUUGGCAAUUUCGCUAAAAAAUAUAUAAGUUUUUAACUUUGCAAGUA
This is a messenger RNA of Calliphora vicina (urban bluebottle blowfly), 594 nucleotides long. RefSeq names its product prefoldin 6 (gene Pfdn6). Gene Ontology annotation, cellular component: prefoldin complex; cytoplasm. Gene Ontology annotation, biological process: protein folding; chaperone-mediated protein complex assembly. NCBI's taxonomy places the organism in Eukaryota, Metazoa, Arthropoda, Insecta, Diptera, Calliphoridae. The coding region runs from base 103 to 480 and encodes 125 amino acids. The transcript is spliced from 2 exons. Gene Ontology annotation, molecular function: protein-folding chaperone binding. The record is from RefSeq and is a predicted model, not a curated record.